Dicentrarchus labrax (European seabass) is the source of this 1852-nucleotide messenger RNA. RefSeq names its product ubiquitin-like modifier activating enzyme 5 (gene uba5). The record is from RefSeq and is a predicted model, not a curated record. The coding region runs from base 147 to 1361 and encodes 404 amino acids. NCBI's taxonomy places the organism in Eukaryota, Metazoa, Chordata, Actinopteri, Moronidae. The transcript has 12 exons. Gene Ontology annotation, biological process: protein ufmylation. Gene Ontology annotation, cellular component: cytoplasm; cytosol. Gene Ontology annotation, molecular function: UFM1 activating enzyme activity.
GACAGCUGAUUUUACUUUGUGAAGACGUGUACUUACUCACUUUCUGUGCGGAUUUAGCCGUCUAGACAGCACACAUUUGUAUUUUUAUUCGUAACCUCACAUUACGUUUAACGUUACAUCGUCUGGCGACAUUAGUUUCCCCCGUAAUGGCGACAGUCGAGGAGCUCAAGCUGCGGGUGAGAGAGUUGGAAAAUGAAUUGAUAAAGUGUAAGCAGAAGCAGUGUGCCGUGGAGGAUGCCCAAAACCAGGAGCUUCACAGACCGAAGAUUGACAAAAUGAGCGCCGAAGUUGUGGAUUCCAACCCAUACAGUCGGCUAAUGGCUUUAAAGAGAAUGGGCAUCGUGGAUGAUUAUGAGAAAAUCCGGACAUUCACAGUCGCUGUGGUUGGUGUUGGAGGAGUUGGGAGUGUGACAGCUGAAAUGCUCACUAGAUGUGGCAUUGGUAAGUUGCUCCUCUUUGACUAUGAUAAAGUAGAGCUGGCCAAUAUGAACAGGCUGUUCUUCCAGCCUCACCAGGCAGGCCUCAGUAAAGUGGAAGCAGCAGAGCACACACUCAGGAACAUCAACCCUGAUGUGUCAUUUGAGACCCAUAACUACAACAUCACCACAAUGGAAAAUUUCGCACAUUUUAUGGAGCGCAUCAGUCAUGGGGGGCUGGAAGAAGGGAAGCCGGUGGAUUUGCUCCUCAGCUGUGUGGACAACUUUGAGGCCAGAAUGGCCAUCAAUACAGCCUGUAAUGAACUAGGUCAGAUCUGGAUGGAGUCUGGUGUCAGUGAGAACGCUGUAUCAGGACACAUCCAGCUCAUCAUUCCUGGAGAGACAGCAUGCUUCGCUUGUGCUCCUCCUCUGGUGGUGGCAGCCAACAUUGAUGAGAAGACCCUGAAAAGGGAGGGUGUGUGUGCUGCCAGCCUACCAACAACAAUGGGCGUGGUUGCAGGCAUCCUUGUGCAAAAUGUCCUCAAGUAUCUGUUAAAGUUUGGCACUGUCAGUUAUUAUCUUGGCUACAAUGCCAUGCAGGACUUCUUCCCCACCAUGGCUAUGAAAGCAAACCCCACGUGUAAUGACCGCCACUGCAGGAGACAACAAGAGGAGUACAAGAAGAAAGAAGCCGAGCGGCCAAAGGUUGAAGUUGUACAGGAAGAGGAGGAGGCGGUUGUACAUGAGGACAAUGACUGGGGUAUCGAACUAGUAUCAGAGGUGACUGACGCGGAGUUACAGGCUGCAUCAGGCACCGUGCCCGACCUCCCAGAAGGCAUCACUGUGGCUUACACCAUUCCAGCUGAGACUGCACCAUGUGGAGACACAGUGGAGGAGACUGAACAGAGCCUAGAAGACUUGAUGGCUCAGAUGAGAAAGCUGUAGGCAGAAAUCUGACAAUAUAUUUCUGCUGUUCAGAUCAGAUAUAAGCCUUUUCUCACGUGUCUAUUCCUUUGCUUUCUUUGAUAACAAGCAUCAUCAUGAAAAAGCCAACUAAUGUCAAAUAAAGAAUUACAGAAUUCUUCUGAAGAGGGGAAAUGCAUGAAAAGUGCUGCUAAUGGCAUUUCACUCAACACAAAACAUGUAAAAGCAGUCAAAUGUGUAAUUCGCUGAUUUACUGGGAAGGUGUUUAGCACUUGGAUUUGGUACAGUUGCUAAUGAAAACUCUGUAAACCUAGAAUAAUGUCACUGUUAAUGCAUUAACAUGUAUCACAAUGUGUAUUUUCUACGGUUUUGAUUAGUGAAUGAGCGUCCCUUACCUUUAAUGUAUGUGCUCUGUCAUUCACUCAGCUUUAAGAAAACAUCUACUGCAGCAGUACUGAUCAACAAUGUUUAAGUUGUCUCAACAAAAUAUUUAUUAAAUGGAAUACAAGCUC